AUGGCGGCUCCAAAGAAUGGAUCCAUAAGCUUAGCAGCCGAACACGAUGAGAAAGCCGGGCAUUCUGACACGAACUUCGGUCAAGAACAGGUGACCUGGAAGCAGGGUUCUUGGACAGCGACAAUGGACGAUGCCAAGGCGGCAAAUGAGCACGAGCACUCCUUGACCGUGAGGCAGGCCAUCAAAUCUUAUCCUGGGGCCAUCUUCUGGUCUCUUGUUGUGUCCAUGUCCAUCAUUAUGGAAGGUUACGAUACCAUCCUCAUUGGCUCUCUGUAUGCCUAUCCAGCCUACGCCGGCCGAUUCGGAGAAAUCAAUGAAGCAACAGACACCUAUCAAAUCGAGGCCAAGUGGCAGAGCGCCAUGGGAAGCGGACCUCAAGCUGGUGCCAUCGUGGGAGCCAUAUUGAAUGGCUUCGUCAUCCAACGUUUCGGUUACCGACCAGCCUUUAUACUUGGCGUCUUGCUGAUGGCGAGCUUUGUCUUUAUUUCUGUGUUUGGCAUGUCCAUCGAACUCCAAGCCGUUGGUCAGAUUUUAUGCGGAAUUCCCUGGGGCAUAUUUGCUACCAUUGGCCCUGCCUAUGCUUCCGAGCUGUGCCCUCUUUCGUUGCGGGCGUAUCUCACGGCUUACACUAAUAUGUGCUUCGCCACAGGCCAACUCAUAGGCGCCGGUGUCCUCAAAAGCUUCAUCAGCCGCCAAGACGACUGGUCCUGGCGCAUUCCUUUUGCUCUGCAAUGGCUCUGGAUACCUAUCCUAGCUGUUGGCUCAUUCUUUAUGCCCGAGUCGCCCUGGUACCUCGUAAGGAGCGGCAAGUUUGCAGCAGCAGAAAAAAGCACACUCCGACUCAUGGCGAAACAUGAACAACCCCAGGCGAAACCUCUAGUUGCUCUGAUGAUUCACACCAACGAGACCGAGCGCAACAUGGCCGAGGGCACUUCCUACCUGGAUUGUUUCAAGGGAGUCGAUCUACGGCGUACGGAGAUUGCCUGCGUCUCCUUUCUCGGUCAGAUUACCUGCGGUGCGCAGUUCGCAUAUUCUGCAACAUACUUCUUUCAACAGGCGGGUCUGGACUCCGAGACGGCUUAUAAUUUAAACGUGGGAGGCACAGGUAUCGCCUUCUGUGGCACAAUUGUAUCGUGGAUUCUAAUGCGACACUUUGGGAGGCGGACCCUGUAUAUGACUGGCAUGUCUGCCAUGAGUCUCUGGCUCCUCAUCAUCGGCUGUUUGGCCAUUGACACCCAUAAUUCCUCAGUCAAGUGGGUUCAGUCUGCGCUGUGCAUCGUCUGGCUCCUAACCUUCUCGCUCACCGUGGGGCCUGUUGGCUGGGCGAUCCCUGCCGAGGUUUCCUCGACCCGUCUGCGCUCAAAGACUGUUGUUCUGGCGAGAACAGCCUAUUACGUUGCUCAGAUCGUAGCCAAUGUUAUCCAGCCAUACAUGAUGAACCCCAGCGCUUGGAAUUGGAAGGGCAAGACCGGCUUUUUCUGGUUCGCCUUUGCGUUCCUCACAGUGGUUUGGGCCUUUUUCCGCCAACCCGAGACCAAGGGGCGAAGCUAUGAAGAACUUGAUAUCAUGUUUGAGGCAAAACUGCCGACACGAAGGUUCAAAGAAUAUCACGUUAACGCGUACGAAGAGGACGGAAAAUAUCGUGUUAGGGAGGUCUAG
Clonostachys byssicola is the source of this 1659-nucleotide messenger RNA. NCBI's taxonomy places the organism in Eukaryota, Fungi, Ascomycota, Sordariomycetes, Hypocreales, Bionectriaceae. The record is from the annotation of a GenBank genome assembly.